This is a messenger RNA of Biomphalaria glabrata, 3082 nucleotides long. RefSeq names its product stathmin-like. The transcript has 8 exons. The record is from RefSeq and is a predicted model, not a curated record. NCBI's taxonomy places the organism in Eukaryota, Metazoa, Mollusca, Gastropoda, Planorbidae. Gene Ontology annotation, molecular function: tubulin binding. Gene Ontology annotation, biological process: microtubule depolymerization; neuron projection development; regulation of microtubule polymerization or depolymerization. Gene Ontology annotation, cellular component: neuron projection; cytoplasm. Bases 209 to 1063 code for a protein of 284 amino acids.
UUUCUUGCAAUAAACAAAAAAAAAGAAAAGAAAGUAAAGCGACAAGCGACAUGAUUCUAGAAUAAUGCUGUGUGUUUAUUGAUCUGAUGACAUCAUCCCUCUGCUGAUUUUCGUCUUGGGUCCUGACUGGCUCAUUAUAGGAUGGUGCUGAGGUUUAAGUAAGAGAUUUUUAACGUUUAAAAAUCUAGACAAAAGGCAAGAUAACAAAAUGUCUACUGUGUGCAGCUGGUUCAGUAUUCUUUGCUUGAGAGAAACUCAGAAAAAGAAAACUGUCCAGCAUCGCAUACAUCCCAACAGACAAGCUUAUGAUGCCAUUGUUGUCUGGAAGGGCAAAGAAAACCAAAAGGCCAAACAAGGUGGCAUUAGUUUUGAUGUCAUACUGAAGCCUGCAUCAGUAGAAAGUCCCAAAGCUCCAGUACAGUUGUCUCCACGAGAUGUUAAGAAACGAGAAUUGUCCCAGGAGCAGCUUGAAAACAAGCUCAAGAAGGCUGAGGAACGCAGAAGUCUUAUUGAGCAAGAAAGAAUGGAACAGCUGGCUAAGGAGAGACAGAAAGCCAUUGAGGUUGUUACAAAAGCCCAGAGUGAAAAUGAGCAGUUCUCCAAGAAAACUCAAGAAAAGUUGAGGCGCUCCAUGGAGAUUAGGCGAGAGAACAGGGAGACACAGAUUAGGGCCCUCCAAGAGAGGCUCAGGGAACAUUCUUUAAAAGUUCAAGAGAUUCAGAAGGCUGGAGAAGAGAUGGUGAAAGAGUUUGAGGCUAAGACAGAAAUGAAGCUUUCCCAGAAAAUGGAGACUUACGAAGAGAACCGACAGAAUCAGUUAAAGGGUAUGCUGGCUAAGCUGCAAGAACAUGCAAACCACAUUAAUGAAGUUUGUCAAGCAAGUGAGAAUCGAGGUCCUUCAACAGAUGAUCUGCAAGAACAGCUUGUACAGAAAAUGGAAAAUGCCCUGAAAAACAGAGAGGAACAGCUCAGAAAUUUGCAGGAGAGAUUGGCUGAACAUGAGAAUCGUAUCAAGGAAGUUCAGCGAAAAAAGCUUAUUUCUGAAUCUGAGACUGAGAAAUAAAUGACAACUUUCACAACUUUCAAGAUAUUAGAGCAUAAACUAAAUUAGGAUUAAACAUUCUGUUUUUAGGCCAGAAGGAAAAAUUUGAUCAAUUUCAAAGAUUUUUUUUUAUCUGGGUCAUUUUUUGUACAUGUUUAUCUGGGAAUUAUUUUUUUUAAACAAUUAAUUGAACAGUAGGUAAAAUAAAAAAUUUGUUAAAAAAAAAUACUAAAAAAAAAAAAUAACCAUGUGUUUGUGUAAUUAUUUUGUUAAUACUAUUGUCUAGGUAGGGUCAACUGUGUCAAAACUGAACUUGCCGAAUAGGACUAGUUUGGAAGUAGCUAGAUAAUUACUUUUUUUUUUUUUUUGUUCAUUUAAUGGCAUUGUAUUUCUUACAUUUUUAUUUUGCUACGGGAAAAGCACAUCAGUGUUUUGUUACGUAAAGGGAAUAUAAAUAUAUAUAUAAAUACGUUUAAUCCGUUGACGUUUGUGUUCAGUUUUAUUGUUACAAUGUUUGAACGUUUAAAAUAUUUGUACGACUUUGUAUACAACAACCGAAAGAAUUCCAGUCUUAAACCAGCACGCCAGUCAGAGUUGUUCACUGUCAUAUUCAAAACAUUUCAUCUUCUCAUUUGUUUGUUUAUUGUAGCCUCCAGUUUAUUCAACAAUAUCCAUGUGCUGUAUCUUUUGCCCCCCUAAUUGCCUUAUUGACUUGACCCUCAAAAGUUUUUUGUUUUUGUCUAAUUGCACACUAAUUGCUAUUUAUACAAUUAUUUGCUGAGGUGUGUACCAUCUGUAGAGUCUCUUCCAGUUCAGCAUUUUGGCUUUUUUUGUUUUGGUCAACAACUCUAGUUGUUUGUGUUUAAAUAGACAUCUUAUUAGUGUUGUGAGAAGCUGCUUGUUAACUACAAUUUUCAAUCUGGAGCUAGAGCAAUAGUUUUUUUUGUUUUUUUUUACUACUUUAUUAACUGCUGGGGCUUGAUGUAUUUUUGAAAUGUGUGUGCAAGUCGUUCAAUGGUAGUUGCAGUCUGUAGUGAAUGCUACUCACCAUUGUUUUGUAUAGGUCUCAAUCAAAAUCAGACAUGCAAGUGUGGAGACAUUAUUUGUAUGUGUGUGUGUUUCAAUAAUGAACAACUAUUGUUUCAUUUUGGGCUUUUUUCUGUUAUAUGUUGCUACAGCCAUUAGUUGUCAUUACUUAUAAUAAAAUUGUUGAAGGUAUUGCCUGCUAAAAAAAAUCAUACUUUCUGACUAGAAUUUUGUUAAAUCAUGUUUUGUUUUUUGUUUAACUUACUGCCAUGUUAGUUUGGCUCAAUGUGAUAUAUAGGCACCAGCUUGAUCUGUUUAAUUCAAAUCAAAAUUAUUUUUUUUCAUCCCCGAUCUUUGGAUCUCCUUCUCAAUAUUAAUUGAUUAACUAUUCCAAUGUUUUAUGUUAGUACUUAACCUUGAUGGGAACUAUUUCAAUCAUCUUUACUGAUAAUUCUAUAUGUGCUGAAUAUUUGCUUAUUAAAAAUUUUUGUGUGUGCAUAUUUUUAACACUUUUUUUUUUUUUUGUGCUCUGAACACAUUUUGAAAACAAGAAAUUUUUAAAUAAUAAAAAAAAAAACAAUUUUUUCUUUUGGAAUUUAGACAUCUUCCAUAUUUAAUUGAUUUACCCUACUAGCACAAUUAUACUAAGAGUGAAUAGUUAGCUAGUCACCACAAGUCUGUUUUUUUUUUAUUUAUGAAUGUCCAUACCAAUUUUUGGGUAAUAACUCGUAUAAUCAUAUUACAGUAUAAAGUGGAACUUAAAUGGUUCCCAUUGAAUACCAAUGUUUUUUUUUCCAUUCUACUUAUAUUGUUAUGGAACAUAUUUCCUUAGUACUGUUUUUUAUUUUUACUAUGGUUAGAUUGAUCAAAGUGUAUAGCUUACCUGAUUGGCUUAUUCAAUGUCAGAGAGCUCAGUUUAACAGUAUUCACUUGUCUUUAUUAUGCAUUUAUUAGUUCCUUUAAAAGAGCAUGCAAUUUUCAGUUAUCAAUAAACUUUUACAGCCAAAAUUGUUA